Molecule: messenger RNA, 3496 nt
Organism: Doryrhamphus excisus (bluestripe pipefish)
Lineage: Eukaryota; Metazoa; Chordata; Actinopteri; Syngnathiformes; Syngnathidae
Source: RefSeq, a predicted model, not a curated record
UUUACAUGAAGGACACAGGCUCGUACCACUUGUACAAUCUCUCCCUUGCGCUCGUUCUCCUCACGUCGUCUCAGGUUCUCCUCUCUCCGUUUCCUUUUCUCCUGUGGAGGUAGUGGGACAAAGUCACUGCAAAGCGUACUGGUGCACCAGUUGCUUCUCUCGCUUGGCUGCCAUCUUCUUCUCCCAGGAGGUGCACAGUGCUGUGUCUCUGACCAAUGCCGAGAACCUACAAACAUCCAGUAGCAUGGCAUAAGCUUUCCUCAGUAUUUAAAAUUGAUCACUGGGUGUUUAUUUACUCAAGUGCAGAGAAAACCUGGUGUUAGUUUGAUGUAGGAGGAGUUUUAGAUGCUUGUCUGAACUCUCCAAAGUAGUCCGCAUGUUUAGGGUUCCUUUAUAAGCAUUAUGUUGAUUAUGCAGUUCAGUUUUGCAUGUGAUGCAGGGCUGAAGGACCAUGCUUAACAUGUACCGUAUAGAUCAAGGGUCUCAAACACACGGCCCGUGGGCCAAAUGUGGCACACAGGACACUAGUUUGAGGCCCCCGCCUUGAUAUGAAAGUUUAAUGUUAGUGUGGCCCGCGCAAGUUUGAUAUGGAUGCUGUAUGGUAUCAUGUACCCAGAAAAAAUGAUUACGUUUGAUUAAUGUUCAUGUUAAAGGUUAAAUAACUGUUAAUAGUUAUCCUCCAUAUCCGUGUGGAAGUGGUAAGUUUUUGGCUUUUUAAGUUUAAAGGAAAUAACUUGAAGGCUACCAUUUAGGUCGCUAGCUCUCUAGUUUGCGAGUUAGCGUGUGUCUCAAGACCCUGCAGUUGCGCAAUAUGUUGUAAAUAAAAAGAGUAUAAAUGUGACUAUAGUCGUGUUUUGUCAUGUCUACAGGGCUCUAAUAAUGCUUUGUUAAUCUUAAUCUGAAAAAAUAAUUUGUCUACCCACCAACUACACGUGGUUUCUUAAGUUUUUAUUAUUUGCUGUUUUAUUAUUAUUAUUAUAUUUAUUUAUUACUGAUUGCUUGAUUUUCUUUAUUCUUGAUUUGUUUAUUUUAUUUCUUAUUUUGUGUAGAAAAAUAAAAAUUAAGAUAUUUGAGAACAGUGAAAUGUUUUAUCAGAGCUUUUCUUGUAGAAAAUCGGAACCAAAGCAAAGUUUAUUCAUUUUUCUGUUUUUAAUAAAUGUGUUUUUUUGUUGUUUUUUUUUGGAAAACCUGAUGCGGCCCAGCCUCGCCCAGCCUCGCCCAGACCCUACCCUAGCUCCAGUGGCCCCCAGUUAUAGAAGAAGCGGAAACGGAUUGUGACGAAGAUUCAUCAUGUCGCUUCUGAGACAUGGAAGCUUCCUACUGCUGCUGCUCAGUCAUGAACUCUCACUCUCCGCUUCUCGUUCCUUCAGCGUGGACUACCAAAACGACUGCUUUCGCAAAGAUGGAGAAAGGUUUCGCUACAUCUCGGGAAGUGUCCACUACAGCAGGAUCCCCAGGGCCUACUGGAAGGACAGGCUGCUCAAGAUGUACAUGGCGGGCCUGAACGCCAUUCAGACGUACAUUCCCUGGAACUUCCACGAGGAGUCUCCAGGCCGAUAUAGCUUCAGCGGGGACAGAGAUGUGGAACAUUUCCUUCAGCUGGCUCAAGAUGUUGGACUACUCGUUAUCCUCCGACCAGGGCCGUAUAUUUGUGCUGAGUGGGACAUGGGCGGACUGCCUGCCUGGCUUCUCCAGAAGAAAGACAUUGUACUGCGGUCUUCAGAUCCAGAUUACAUCGCAGCAGUGGAUAGAUGGAUGGGAAAGCUCCUGCCAAUGAUGAAGCCUUACCUCUAUCAGAACGGCGGCCCCAUCAUCAGUGUACAGGUGGAGAAUGAGUAUGGCAGUUACUUUGCAUGCGAUUACAACUACAUGCGCCACCUCACCAAGCUAAUGCGGUCUUACCUCGGCGAGGAGACGGUGCUCUUCACCACAGACGGCGCCGCGCUCGGCUUCCUCAAGUGUGGCACUAUUCAAGGCGUCUACGCCACUGUCGAUUUUGGCGCAGGUUCCAAUGUAUCGGCAGCAUUUGAUGUACAACGAUACGCUGAACCUCACGGACCCUUGGUGAACUCUGAAUACUACACCGGUUGGUUGGACCUGUGGGGCUCGCCUCACUCUGUUGUUUCGUCCACAAAAGUGGCCAAGACCCUCAAUGAGAUCCUGGCCGUAGGGGCAAACGUCAAUAUGUACAUGUUUAUAGGAGGGACCAACUUUGGAUACUGGAAUGGUGCCAUUGCACCAUACAGUCCUCAGCCUACCAGCUACGACUAUGACGCUCCACUCACUGAGGCCGGAGACCUCACUGAGAAGUACUUUGCAAUCCGAGAAGUGAUCAAAAUGUACCGGAAAAUACCAGAGGGGAAAAUACCGCCAUCAACUCCAAAGUAUGCAUACGGGGCUGUUAAAAUGAAGCUGCUGCAAACCGUGUCCGAAGCCUUAGAGACUCUGUCCUCUGGCCCAGUGGAGAGCAUGUUCCCCCAGACGUUCACUGACCUCAACCAGGUGUUUGGCUAUGUACUCUAUAGGACCGAGCUACCAGUAGAUUGCAGCACGCCGACGCCGCUGUCGUCGCCGCUAAACGGUGUCCGUGACCGAGCGUAUGUGUCGGUUAAUGGGGUGGCUGCUGGGAUUCUUGAAAGAAACAAAGUCCUAACCAUUAAUGUGACAGGAAAAGCUGGGAGUCGAGUGGACGUGCUGGUGGAGAACAUGGGCCGCAUCAACUACGGAAAAAACAUUAAUGAUUUUAAGGGCCUUGUAUAUAACCUGACUUUGGGCAAUGUUGCACUAAAAGGAUGGACCAUGUACAGCCUCAGUAUUGAUGAAGCUGUCAACCAGGGUAUCUUCUGGGAAACUAUUACAUCAUCUGACCCACUUCCGCCAACUGCACUAUCACUUCCGGCUUUCUAUGGAGGAAGUUUCAUCAUUCCUGAUGGCAUUCCAGACCUACCUCAGGAUACCUACAUUAGCCUGCCUAAAUGGCGAAAGGGUCACGUUUGGAUCAAUGGCUUCAACCUGGGACGCUACUGGCCUUCAAGAGGCCCUCAGGUGACUCUUUUUGUUCCCGCUGCCAUCCUCAGCACCGACGCCCCCAACAAUGUGACAGUCCUGGAGCUGGAAGCUGCUCCCUGCCUCUCCGGUUCGUGCACAGUGGAUUUUACGACCACACCCAUCUUGAAUGAAACAGUGAAGUAUCACCACAAGCAACACUGGGCAAAGUUUAGAGUGGAUUUGUUUGGGCAUUAAAGGAAGUUGCCGCUUCACAAUGUGCACCUCAACAAUGAUCAAACCACUAAACCACUCACUAUGUGAUUGAUUGUAAAAAAAAUAAUUAAGUGUGUCUUCACAUAAAAUAUUAAUACUACAUAAAUGUUUGAUAUUUAGGGAUUAUUUUGCCAAAUAAAAUGUCUUAUUUGUUUUUUUUAUUAUAUUUUUAAAGCAAAAGCAUCAGGGAAGUACAUGCAUUUGUCAACCUUUAAUAAAUAUGUGAUUAUCAUGC